GGAGCACCUGAAUGCAUCACAGCGGCUGGUUCUGUUCUGACGACAGGAGCUGACGGUUGAUGUUGGGCUGGUUGACAACAAGCUAACAUCCCAGCAUGGAGAGCUCUACAGAGGCGGCUGCCACCGGCCCCACAGCACGCAACUUCUCCCAGGUGGUGUUCAUCGACAUCCCUCACUCUUACCCACCCUCGACCCCCGUCACCUGCUGCUACACCCUCACUGCCGCCUUCCAGUCCAACCCCAGGGACUGGGUGGGCAUUUUUAAGGUAGGGUGGAGCACAACAAAGGAUUAUCAUACCUUUGUGUGGGUGGAGCCAUGCCUGGAUGUGGUAAGGCAAGAGGCUGCAACUAGGCAAGCUUUUUUUAAAGAUUACUACCUGCCUAAGGAUGAGGUCGAGUUCUAUCAGUUCUGCUACGUUGACAGUACUGGUCAAGUGCGGGGAGCCAGCACUCCGUUCUGUUUCAGAAACCCGGUGGAGCAAAGCAUCGAGAGCAGCCCAGAUGAUGACCUCAUGGUUAUUACAACACAGGAGCAGGUCGAAAAGAGCGUACGUGAGAAAGCUGAUCUGCAGAAGAAGUUGGAUCAGAUAAGGAAGGAAAAUGAAACCUUAAAAAAUGAUCUACAGAAGGAACAGCAGGAAGCUGCCAGCUUCAAGGGGCAGAAUGAACAGAAAGACAAAGAAAUGAGUCAACUGGUCAAAGAAAUGGAUCAAAUGAAGGAAGAAAAUGAAAACUUAAAAAGCCUCCUACAGCAACAACUGAAAGAAAUGGACAACUUAAAGGAGGAGAUGUUGACCCAAAAGCAGAUGGAGAUACAGCAACACGAUGCUACUGAGAAGAAAAUACGGAGUCAAAGCUUGAGUUUAGACGGAGCAUCAAGAACAAAUGAGGAGAAAUACGACCGAGCUGUGAUGAAGAUCAACCAGCUCAAAGAGGAGCGUGAGGAGCUGAGGGGGAAGGUCGAUGCUCAAAGUGUGGAGAUUUCCAUGCUAAAUUCCAAACUCAGAGAAGAAGAGAGGGAACUGUUCAAACUGAAAGACAGCAUACAGCUCCUUCAGGUUGACCUUCAGAGCGGUAAGAAAGACAAGGAGAGGCUCUCUGCAGAGCUGCAAAGGUUGCAAAGCAUCGCACACAACGCGGACAACGUGAAGACAGAGAACCAGGAGUUACGCAGGAGGCUGUCGCAGCAGCUGACACUGCAGAACUGUCCAGAUGAAGAUCCAAGAGUGCGGUGUCAGGCUCUUGUCAGCCAGCUGCAGGAGGCUCAGGAGAAACUGGCUACGGAGAGGGAGGAGAACAAAAACGCCAAGAGACACGCCGAGUUUCUGAACCAAGAACUGCUGCAAACCAGGGAGCAGCUGGAGAAGAUGAUCUUAUCAUGUGAACAGGCAGAACGGGAACGUGGCAAAUUAGAGCUACUGCUCAGAGAGGCACAUGAAGCGAUCGCAGAUAAAGAGACCAUCAUAGAAGAGAAGGAACGCAUGAUCAGGCUGGUGAGACACGAGAAAGAAGAGCUCGACAGAGACAACCAGAAUCUCACUAGUGAUAUUGCCGAGCUGCGCAGAGUUUAUGCGGAAGUCAGCGCGGCUCCCCCCGCCGACUCACCACACACACAGCCUGACAACACAUCAGCCAGCCGUGACUGGCAACAGCUGGAGACACCAGAGCAGCCUGAGAACCUGUAUGAGAACAUAGAGAGCGUUCCAAACCCAGAGGAGCAGGCGCUGGUGUGUCGUCACUGCCAAGAGUGCUUCCCCUGCAUAACCCAGAACGAACUGGAGCAGCACGAGCAGAGCCACCGAGUGUGUCCCUUCUGCACGAUGAUCUGCGACAACAUGGAGCAGUCGGUGUUUGAGGAUCACGUCUACGGCCACGAGCUGUGAGAACCGCACGUACGAUUCAUACGUCUGGAGAAUGAACGUCUUACAAGUUGGGUGGACAUGUGGAAAAGGACCGCACGGAUAUUGUUGCACACUUUUACUGCAAAUUACAUUACGGUUGCCCCAUUUUCCAAAGCAUACUGAAGUUUUUAUUUUUUGGGGGGGGGACGGGGGGUUUCAGCCAUUAGUGUCCAUCAUGCACAAAGAAUCUGCUGGCAGAGACCUGAAAGAUGCCUGAGUUGCAGUAUGUAAUCCAUCACAGAGGACAUCGUGUCCUCAUUUAUUUUGGUCAAAGGUUAUCUUAGUGUUUAAUGUUAAUGUAUUUAAAAGUAAAUUACCACACAACUGGGCAUCGUUUGGAAUGUUUUAAGACUUUAAGUGUUUUUUUUAGAUGCAAGCAGACAUAUUUUGCCUGAACAAAAUAGUCUAAAGUUGGCUUGUUGAAUUAGGCAGGCGUUCACAAAUAUAAUUAAAUGACUGGCAACAGUCCAUGACAUACAAAUGUUUCUGGUUCUGCCUUCCUCAGUGUGUGUACCAGUGUGUGAUUAUAUUGACCUUAUCUUCAUCCCUCCAUCGCCACAACUCUCCUGACCUCCACGGUUCAGGAAGUCAAACGUGUGCAUGAAGUGUUGCCAAUCAUUUAAUAAAAAGCAAAUGUGUGAUCGCUUUGGACUUUUUACUCCUGGGUGGUACAUGUAUCCCCCUAAAGGAAGUCAGGACACUAAUUAUAAAGUUGAGUAGAGCCCAUUCCUUCCUUUGUUUUGUAUAAAGAUUGCAAACUUCUGAUUUAAAUCAGGAACUAUCCAACCAAAGAAGAAAUAAACAAGUUAAUGAAUCUGACCACAUACUCCAGCGAUCUGGGUCUGGCAAUGUGAGACAACGCCUAAAUUAAGCCACUUUCAAACCUCUAAAAAUCUGAUUUUCAUAUUGCAAAACUCUUCCGGUAUGCUUUGGAAAAUAACGAGCAGUAAAGAAUAUAUUAUUUGCAUUAAACAGGCUUGAACAAUGUAACAGUUCUAAGUUGAUGGAAAGAUAAUUUAAGUAAAGCAUAGCACAUUUAAAACUUAAUAUUUAACCACAAUUCUUCAUUUACAGUAUAGCUUUGCACUUUUCAUCUCUUAGAGGAAAUUGAUGGUCUAAUAUAACUAUUGAGCCAAUUCAAGUAUUUAACUUCUAUUGAUUUUAAAAUGUAUGACCGAAUGAAUUGUUGAUAUGAGGUUGAGUAAUGUAACAAAUUAAUGUAUGUGAAUGAUCAAUUUAAAUGAUGAAAAUGCAUUUUAAUGGUCGUGUGAAAUAAUAAAAAUCUGGUGGUAGAAUUCA
Molecule: messenger RNA, 3200 nt
Organism: Perca flavescens (yellow perch)
Lineage: Eukaryota; Metazoa; Chordata; Actinopteri; Perciformes; Percidae
Gene: calcoco2
Product: calcium binding and coiled-coil domain 2
Exons: 15
Coding region: 96-1883 (595 amino acids)
Source: RefSeq, a predicted model, not a curated record